UAGUCUAUAGAUUUUAGAAAUUUACUAAUUACUUAUCACUGGGUAUUUAUGUUUUAAAUCAAAAAAGUGUUUAGCGAUUUUACAAUUUUAGUGCAUUUAAAUAUUUAACACUUUAAUUAAAAUGGCACAAGCGGAAGAUACUGAACUUCGUGAUCUUGUUAUUGAAGCUUUGGAGAAAAACGGAUCUCUUGCAAAAAUAAGGGCUUUGUUGAGGGCUAACAUUUUCCUGGCUUUCGAAGACGACUGUGAAAAUAUAAAACAAAAUGAAUCCCUUGACAAUAUUUUAAAGCUUCCCGAAGGAAUUUUAUCUUUAUCGAUCAUACACGAGUUUUUGGAGUUCUGCAAUUUAAAAAAUACGUUGUUUGUUUACAUGUCAGAAUCACGACAAGGAAAUGAGUAUAAGGUUAAAACACAGCGGUCACUGAUUGAUACCUUACGACUAAAUAAAGUGAGUAAAGAAAAAGAACCUAUACUUAUUACUCUGCUAAAAUACUUCACAAAAUCACUAAAACAUGAAAGUUCGCAUGAAAGCUAUGAGCAUGGUGAUCAUUCUACAUAUACAGUAGAACAUGAUACUAGUUCCUCUACAAGUCAAUCCCAAUCUGAUAAUUCAUCAGAUGAAAAAAAUAAGAUAGAUUUAAGAUUGUCUUUAGAUAAUUCAGAUACUGAUAGCUCUAGUGACUCAAGAAACAAGAAAAGCUCAGAAUAUGUUCCUAAUCCAGAUAUAACUGUAAGUGACAUAGAUUUAGAUGUGCCUGAAGAGGUCAAAAGUUGUCCAGAAAGUUUUCCUACUUUAGAAGAAAAGAAAUUAAGUAACAAAGAUAGUCUUAUUAGAAGUAGUGAACUUAAAUCCUUUGAAUUAAAACCUUUUAAUUUAACAGAUGAAAAGCUUUUAAACACAACAGGAAUACCUAAUAGUGAUGAUAAUAUAAAAGAAAAUAAAAUAAUGGCAAAUGAAUUUCACACAUUAAGUAGUCCUUCAUCAGAAUCAUUCAAAAAAGAAAAUACAAACUUAAUUUCUACAAACACCACAAAUUUAAUUUCUAAAUUGACUCCAGACCAAUCAUACAAAAAUGAUCAUACACCAGAUUAUAGUUAUGAUUUUUCAUCAAUGCCAGGUUCCGAAAAAUCUCUUUCAAAUAUAUUAUCAAAAAAACAAACCACAAACCAAAAUAGUUCAAGUUCAUAUAGUGAGAAACAAAAUUCCCCAAGGUCACUAAGUUCUAUUUCUAUAUCAGAUGUAGCUGAUCUUAUAAGUGAGAGAAGCUAUGUGAGCAGAAAAAGUAAAAACUCAAUUUCCCAUGGAAAAUUACAGAAAGAUAAAAGCCCGGAUAAUAUAAGCUUGAAGUCUAGCAAUAAUUCUAGUGAUUUCUCACAUUCUCCGAUUCCAUCUUUAUCAAAUCUUAGUUUAGACUAUCAUAGUGAUUGAUAGUCCAAGUUAAUAUUGUUUAUAUUAACUUCUUUAAAAAAAAUAUAUGCAUUUUUUAUAUACAAUUUCUAUUAAGUAUUUUAACAUUAUUUGCUAACUUGAAAUAAAUUGUCAAUGUUUAAUAAAUACUAAGUACUAUAAGCUUUAGUCAAUGGUACACAUUACACAUGUUGCUGUACACAGGUCUAAUGAUUUGUAGUGAGUAAAAUUUAGCUAGUGAUCUUGUGAUAAUAAGCAUUAUUCCUAAUGAAAAAGUUAAUAUUGAUGUAUUUUUAAUAAUAUAUUAAUAGUGGUAAAGCUAACAUAUACUUAGUUACUUCUGAUGUUAUACAAAAGAAACCUAAAUUAUAACUGAAGAGUGAACAUUUUCAGUCCUGCAUAUUUCUAUACUAGUUUUAUUUUAGCAAAAUUUAUCUAUUAGUGGGAAAUCUGGUUUCAGCAAGUCUCAUUUUAAUAUGUUUUAGAUGAUAAUUGAAUACAGUCCAUUUAAACUCCUGCAUUUGUUAUUUUAAAACAAUGAAUAUUAUUAAGUGUUUUAUUAUAUGGGGUAGAUUAGCAUUUUAAUAUAUUAAUAUGUACUUACUAAUUAGGAUGUAUUUAAAGUAAAUUAUAACUACUCAUUUUAGUGCAUCACAAAUUAUUAUGUUGGCAUAUUUUGUUGUAAUAAAUAGUAUGUUUAAUUUUGCAGAAGGUUGUGCCUUAUUUAAGAUAACAAAUUUAAACAGAGGUUCCUUAAAUUUCAAGUUGAUAGUCUAGUCCUAGAAGCAUAAACAGGUGCCGUCCAAAUUGCUCCACUAUCUCAUUUGUUUCUGAUGAAUAACAAUAACAUGGUGUUUUAAAAUAAUGUUUCUAGUGUAUAAGUUCCUUUUGAAUAAAGUUAUUGCUUUAUGUA
Molecule: messenger RNA, 2321 nt
Organism: Pieris brassicae (large cabbage white)
Lineage: Eukaryota; Metazoa; Arthropoda; Insecta; Lepidoptera; Pieridae
Product: dentin sialophosphoprotein-like
Exons: 1
Coding region: 122-1429 (435 amino acids)
Molecular function (GO): protein binding
Source: RefSeq, a predicted model, not a curated record